AUGGCUCUCCCAUUCCGCGACAUCAACGUGCAAACCGCAUCCGACUCGUACAUCUUCUCCUCGCCCUCGAGUCCCAAUGCGCCCGCCCUCACCAUCGACCGCCCGACAGGCGACAUCCGCCUCAGUGAUGCAUCCGUCCUUACCGGGAAGCGCGUCUCCCGCGUCACCAGCAUCUCGGGUAUCCUGGGCAUGAUCCAGUUGCGGCUGGACAAGUACAUCAUCGUCAUCACCAAGGCCCAGCCCGUGGGCCGUCUACGCGGACACAUGGUGUACAAGGUCGUCUCGACCGAGCUCCUCCCCCUACGCGAGCGCCAAGUUCACGACCCCGAUGAGGACCGCUUCCUCGCCCUCCUCAAAACCUUCAUCAAGUCCGGUCCUAUGUACUUCUCGUACGCGAUCGAUCUCACCAACAGCUUCCAACGCCAGGCCCAGCAGGAUGUCGAACGCCCCCUUUGGAAGCGGGCCGACGACCGUUUCUUCUGGAACCGCUUCGUCCAGACCGACCUGAUCGACUUCCGCAACCAGGGCGGCCGCGGCCAGCCGGCACCCCAGCCCGGUAUCGACCCUUAUAUCCUGCCCGUCAUGUUCGGCAUGCUCGAGAUCCACCCGACGACAUUCAAGGGCACCCCCCUGACAAUAGCGCUCAUCACCCGGCGGUCUCGCAACCGGGCAGGCACCCGUUACUUCACUCGUGGUCUCGAUGACCAGGGCAACGCCGCCAACUACAAUGAGACGGAACAAAUCUUGAUCCUCAACGACAGCACGGCGGGACUUGGCGGCUUUGCGAGCAGCGCCGGGCCGGGCGUGCAGCGAAACGUCUCAGGCGAAGGCAAGGACAUGCAGAUCUUGUCGUACGUCCAGACCCGCGGUAGCAUCCCAGCCUACUGGGCCGAGGUCAACGUGCUCAAGUACACGCCGAAGCUGCAGCUCCGCGCUAUCGAGGCGGCGCUGCCGGCCGCAAGCACCCAUUUCGACGAGCAGAUCCGCAUCUACGGCGACAACUACUUGGUCAACCUGGUCAACCAAAAAGGCCGCGAGAAGCCCAUGAAAGAGGCCUACGAGCAGAUGGUUGACAUGCUCGUGUCGAACCCGCAAGAGCGCGUGCAAGGUGACCAGCGCACCGACGAGAAGUUCCACACCAUCGAGACGGGCGGCGGCCCGCAGCGCUCGCCCUUCGACCGGCUGCACUACAUCUACUUCGACUUCCACGCCGAGACCAAGGGCAUGCAGAUGCACCGGGCGCAGCUGCUCAUCGACCGCAUGCGCGAGGCGCUCGUCGCGCAGCAGUACUUCCGCGCCGCCGACAUGCCCGGCAGCCGCAUCGACGGCCGGCUCGAGGUGCGCAGCCUGCAGACGAGCGUGGUGCGGUCCAACUGCAUGGAUUGCCUCGACCGCACCAACGUCGUGCAGAGCAUGCUGGCGCGCUGGACGCUGGACCGCAUGUUCAUCGACCUGGGCCUGCUGCCGCGCGGCGCGCGCUUCGCCGACGAGGACGACGCCUUCGAGCUCAUGUUCCGCAACAUGUGGGCCGACAACGCCGACGUCGUCUCCAACGCCUACUCGGGCACCGGCGCCAUGAAGACGGACCUGACCCGCCUCGGCAAGCGCACCAAGGGCGGCGCCCUGCAGGACGGCAACGUCGCCGUCACCCGCUACUGGAAGAACAACUUCCUCGACGGCCCCCGCCAGGACGCCUUCGACCUGUUCCUCGGUGCCUACCAGGUGCCCGCCGGCGGCAUCGGGUCGGGCUUCAUCUUUGCCGACCGCCGCCCGGUGUGGAUCCAGAGCGUCCCGUACAUCGCCGCAUUUGGCUUCUUCUUCGUCCUGGUGGCCACGUACACUCCCCGCCUCCCCGACUCGGCCGUCUGGCCGCUGCGGCUGUUCACCAUAUUUUGGGUUGCCGUCACGCUAUGGAGCGUACAUUUCAUCUUCAGCAACGGCAUGCUCUAUGUCAACUGGCCCAAACUGAACCCGCGCCCCUGGGCGACAGAGGGGUACCACGAGACCAUCACCCGGGUGCGCAAGGACAAGCUGCUGGGCCCGCUGGUGGCGCGGCACGAGCGCGGGCUGAGCACGGCGCGGUAUAUCAAUGCCGAGGAGGGCAAGAAGAGGAUCGAGUAA
Messenger RNA from Chaetomium globosum CBS 148.51, 2121 nucleotides. RefSeq lists its product as uncharacterized. Gene Ontology annotation, biological process: phosphatidylinositol dephosphorylation. Gene Ontology annotation, cellular component: endoplasmic reticulum. Lineage: Eukaryota; Fungi; Ascomycota; Sordariomycetes; Sordariales; Chaetomiaceae. Gene Ontology annotation, molecular function: phosphatidylinositol-4-phosphate phosphatase activity. The transcript is spliced from 3 exons. The coding region runs from base 1 to 2121 and encodes 706 amino acids. The record is from RefSeq and is a predicted model, not a curated record.